AUGUCAAAGAAAGAUAAAAAGAAAAUUCAAAUCAAGUCCAAAAUUGAUCGGCUUGAGCAACAGUUUAAGACAGAUAAAGAUUAUCAUUACAGGGAUGCCCUUAUCCAACUACAGUACAAACUUAGCUCCUUACAUUCCAGUAGUGAUCCACAAUAUCUUCAGAACGUUCGAGAUUUUGAGGAACAACGGGAUGCGGAAUUAUUGAGGCUUCGUCUUGCGGAGGAAUAUCAAGUUCAAUUUAUUAACAAACAAUUUAAGGAAGAUUAUGAUAAGAUUUCAGAAGAUACGAAAAGGAUUGUUCAGAUGGUGAAGCAGAAGCUUCAAAAUAGAGUUAUAAGUAGAAUAAGACAGUUGAAGGAGGACAAAGCUCUUAUAGACAUAGCAACAUCAUCAUCUUCUACAGGGCAUGUUGGUACUAGAUAUCAUCAUCCAAUGAAUAUAGGUUCAGCUGUGGGUGGUACAUCAAGAGCGGAAAGUGGCUACAACUCUGGGUUUGAUUCAUCAUCAUCAUUUUUCCUGUCAUCAGAACGGCGGUCUCGGAGACACAAGAGAUAUGAUGAAACUGGAUUUAUGGAUAGCAAUGCCGAAGAUUCAUAUGACUCCACAGGAGCGACAACCGGAUAUGGUUCGGCAGGUGGAAGGAAACGGCAUAAAGCUAAAAAUACAUCGUCAAGCAAUGAAAAACAGGAAAAACCGAUUCUUACAGAUAAUCCCAAGCUUAAUAUUUUUUUAUACGGUGAAGAUUUACUUAAACGAAAAGAGAAAGCCAGUAUGAGGUAUUCAAGUAAGGGCUACGAGGGCUGUCCACCAUUAAAACCGGAAGAAGUGAAUGAAGAUCUUGACCUUCUUCGAAAUGCAACUGGUGCAAUACAACUUCAUAAAAGAGGUCAUUAA
This is a messenger RNA of Brettanomyces bruxellensis, 894 nucleotides long. RefSeq lists its product as uncharacterized. NCBI's taxonomy places the organism in Eukaryota, Fungi, Ascomycota, Pichiomycetes, Pichiales, Pichiaceae. The record is from RefSeq and is a predicted model, not a curated record. Gene Ontology annotation, cellular component: Sin3-type complex. Gene Ontology annotation, molecular function: histone deacetylase binding. The transcript has a single exon. The coding region runs from base 1 to 894 and encodes 297 amino acids. Gene Ontology annotation, biological process: negative regulation of transcription by RNA polymerase II.